CCUCAGAUUGGUCAAAAGUUUCUGUUUCAACACGCGAUAUAAAUGUCAACAUCGACAUUGUAAGCCUGAAAAAGAGACUCAAACAGGAGAUUAACCGUUCACGUGGUGUGAUAAUGGUGGACAGUGUUUAUCGUACACGCUCUCUCGGUGUUGGUGUAGUUGGUCUUCCUGAUCAGUAUGCCGACGGUAAAGCAGCGAAAGUGUGGCAGCUGUACAUCGGAGACACUCGGAGCAGGACAGAGGAGUACAAGAGCUGGUUGCUCUCCCUGCUCAGAAAACAUGGGGUUCAGAAGGUGCUGGAUGUAGCCUGCGGCACAGGGGUGGAUUCCAUCAUGUUGGUAGAAGAGGGAUUCAAGGUGGUUAGUGUGGAUGCCAGUGACAAAAUGCUCAAAUACGCUCUUAAAGAGAGAUGGGAGAGGAGAAAAGAGCCCACCUUCGAUAACUGGGUAAUUGAGGAGGCCAACUGGUUAACAUUACCAGAAGAUGUAAAAAAACCUGGAGAUGGAUUUGAUGCAGUAAUUUGUCUAGGCAAUUCAUUUGCUCAUUUGCCAGACUUCAAAGGGGACCAGAGUGAUCAGAAGCUUGCUUUACAAAACAUAGCCAGCAUGGUGAAACCUGGAGGGAUCCUAAUCAUUGACCACCGUAACUAUGAUUACAUCCUUGAGACUGGCCAAGCACCCCAAGGAAAGAAUAUUUACUACAAGAGUGACAUGAAACAGGACAUCUCCACCUCAGUACUGUGGGUAAAUAGCAAGCCUCACAUGAUCACACUGGACUACACUUUGGAACUGCCUCAACCAGAGGAUGUUCAGACUCCACCUGAUGCAAGUAAAUUCCGCCUGUCAUAUUACCCCCAUCGUUUGGAGAGUUUUAAGGAGAUUUUGAGAGCAUCGUUCUUUGGAAAAUGCGAGCACAAUGUAUAUGGAGACUUCAAGCAAUACAUCCCAGGUCAAGGAGAUGUGCCCUGUUAUUUCAUUCAUGUGGUUAAAAAGACUACUUAAAUCAACAUGUAUUCUGCCAUUUUUUUUUUCAUCUUAAUCUUAACAUGAAAAAAAAAAACAUGUCAGACAGAAUGUGUUUUUUGUUUUAUGUAAACAUGCGCUAGAUGGAUGUCACACAUGUCAAAUUACAUAAGUCAAAAUAAAAAGAUAAAUGCAUAAAAAACCCUUUAUCACCCAUGAAUAUUAAAGCAUACUGGAAUAUGCUAUGUAAUAUAAACAGAUACGUAAGCAAUAAAAGAGUGGUUGUGACACAAGUACGUAAGUAUAUCCAUGUUAUUCAGAGUAAAAGCACUAAUCGUGCUGUAAUAUAGACUUGUUCGGUGUCGUGUUAUAGAUGUGUGGGAAGAGUCGGCAUGGGGGAAAACAGUGCUUUUCCCCUUAUUGGAAAAACAUGGUGUUGACUCAGAAUGGCAUACAUAAAAUCAUUUUUGCCGCUCGAGGUGUUCUUUCUCAACAUUUUUGUUACAUGAUUGAGCAAAAGACCGUUUACUAUAAGCCUAUACAAGAACGAGAUGGCUUGUGAAAGUAAAUAUUUGUCAUUUUGUUUUGCUUAAUUUUAAUAAAAGUAAUAAAAGAUGAUUAAAAGCCUAUCAUAUUUUCUUAUUGUUAUAUUAAAAAUAUUUUUAACAUUGACAAAACAGGUUACAUUAAGGUCCACUUAAAUAAUACACAGCAUUAUUCUAUGAGGUGUGUGCUGCGGCUGCCUAAUAAUUUUCACAAAUACAUGGCGUAAAAUAAAAAGAUAACAUGAAAAUGUGUAUACCAAAAAAACGAUUAUUGGUUACUGCAGUUAAACCAUGGUAAAAAACAACGUUCUGCUACACUAACCAUAGAUUAACCAUGAUAUUUGUAGUAAAACUGCUUAUAGGCUAUGACUGGUAAUAAAAAAAAUAAAAAAAAAAGCUUGGCUAGCCUACUUUACUUUUACUAUAGUAAUACAAUUUGCUAAUUUUCAUAAGGAAUUGUGUAUAAUAAUAUGAAAUAAAUGCUUUAAAAGAUUAUGACAUCACAAAAUAUCAUAGAGUGAUAUUUAUUUAAUUGUGAUGAAUAAUUGUGGCAAGUGUAGCCUACCUCCGGUAGUCGGUUUGUUUAUCAGUCAUAUACAUCUUCAGAUCAGGUUUUUUAACUUAUCAGAGGUACAGAACGCAAUAGAGCAACUUUUUGGCACUGCACCAAUCAAAAAUCGAACUAAAUCUUCACAAAAGUAAAGAUUUAGCGCCUAACCAGGUCUCUGCAUGUUAAUUCAAAUGGUUUGUUUUCCCCCUCAGCAUAAACGGUUAUGACGUUUUUGUGGGCUUCCCAGCAAUGCCGAACAAGUCUAUUACUUUUAAAUACAAGUGAUAAAAUUAUAAGUCACUCUGUUUGGAACUGUGUAUCAAAUAGACAAAGCUGAAGUAGCAAUUCAUACUGAAAGUUCGAGAAACACACAAUAUGAAUAUUUUUGAAUAAAUUGUGUUUAAUGAUAUAUAAAGUUCAAACUGUAUUUUCUUAAACAUCUUAUGGAGAUUUUACCACUUUUUCUUAAGGUUUUUAAGACUUUAUUGUAUUUUCAUUUAUGUGAGUUGACCCAUAUCAAAGUCCUUCGACACCCACACAAUGCCAGGACUUUCUGGUGUUGCAUUCCAAAUUAAAAUCAGAGAGGAUCCAAUACACCUUGUCUCAAAAAAUUUGAUUGAUGAGGGUCAUAAAAGCCAUCUGUUCUGGACACCUGUUUGUACACCCCCCUCCCCUCCCCUCCCCGUACACCCCAGUGACCUAAAUAUGAACUUAUGAACCUAAGAAGGAAUUUCGGUGAGGGAAGGGAAAAUGUGUUGGGCUCUAUGUGCUUUUUUUUAAAAUUUGGAAAGGGUGAAAUCAUGAAAAUGGUAUAAGGGAAGUUUUUAUUAAGGUUUUAAGUACACAGUGUAUUUCAAGAUAAAGGUUAUAAACAUAGCUGCAAUGGAAACAAUGUAAUGAUCGUUUUCGUAGUUGGAAAAGUGUAAAACAUUGUUGAAGUUGUAACAAAUUAAAUCAAACUAGGUUACUGGUUAUUUAUCUAAAACAACCAAACAAGUAAAAAAACUAUCAGAUAUGUUUUCGUUAAGCAACACGUGAAAAAGAUGUGAGAGCUUGUAGCAUUGCAGUUGAAAAAGGUGUAAAAACGUUGCUAAAGUUGUUACAAAUUAAAUAAAAAAAACUAGGUUACUGGAUAUUUAUGUUAAACGACUAAAGUCAAAAACUAUCAGAAAAAGGUUAAACAGACGAGACAGAAACAAUGUAAUGGUCUUUUUUUUUCUUGCAUGGAAGUGUAAAAAUGGUGUUAAAGUUGUUACAAAUUAAAUAAAAAGAAAACUAGGUUACUGGUUAUUUAUCUAAAACAACUAAACAAGUCAAAAACUAACAGAUACGUUUCCUUAAGCAACACACAAAAAAGAUGUGAGAGGUUGUAGUAUUACAAUUUAAAAAGCUGUUUUGUUACCAGCUAGAAAAUAAAGAAAAUUAGGUUACAGAGUUUUAGCAUUUGUACCUUACCUCAAACUAAAAACUAAAAAAAGAAACGAAUGUAAAGCGGCGAUACAAACCAGAAAAGUUGGCGUUUGUCACGAUGUUAGAAAAAGUUAAAACAAAAGAAAAAAAGAGGUAUGCUUUACGCGGAUCUAAAAUAAAAUACAUCAGACAAGAUUCUAGUCAAAUCUAUGCAGUACUUUCCCACUAAUUAUCAUUUUAAAAAUCGAGAGUGUUACUGACAGAGAGUUAAACAAAAGCAAAAAAGAUCUCACAGCAAAGUGUUACAAUGUCUCCGGUAACAUUAGAUCAACUCA
Messenger RNA from Carassius auratus (goldfish), 3802 nucleotides. Its product is annotated as glycine N-methyltransferase-like. Gene Ontology annotation, molecular function: identical protein binding; glycine binding; glycine N-methyltransferase activity. Gene Ontology annotation, cellular component: cytosol. The transcript is spliced from 6 exons. Gene Ontology annotation, biological process: protein homotetramerization; regulation of gluconeogenesis; one-carbon metabolic process. The coding region runs from base 114 to 1001 and encodes 295 amino acids. The record is from RefSeq and is a predicted model, not a curated record. NCBI's taxonomy places the organism in Eukaryota, Metazoa, Chordata, Actinopteri, Cypriniformes, Cyprinidae.